UAGAAAAAUGGAGUCAAGUCAGAAUGCUUUAAACAUCCACGAAUAUUAAGCAAAGCCUUCCCUCCCGACCACAACCCCAAAACAGUAUGCAAUGAAGUAGGAGAAGACUUGACCUAUAUAAGUUGUUCCAGAUUGAUCCUACCACUUCAACACUUCCUUACAACAACAAGAAUCAUUGUCUUAACAACUGACACUGCUACAAAUGGAGUAUUUUAGAAACAUCUGUUUGUUUUUGAUUUUCAUUUUUAGCACACUGGCUUCUCUUGCCAUGUCUCGCACUCUCCAAGAUGCAUCGAUGCUUGAGAAAUACCAACAAUGGAUGCAUCGUUAUGGACGAGCGUAUAAGGAUGAGGCAGAGAAGGAGCAACGCUUCAAGAUUUUCAGUCAAAACGUAGCUCGUAUUGAAGCUUUCAACAAGGCUGGAAACAAAUUUUACAAGCUUGGCAUCAAUGAGUUUGCAGAUCUUACAAAUGAAGAGUUCAGGACAUCAAGAAACAGAUUGAAAGGUCAUAUGGUGUCCAAUGAUGAUGUUUCAUUCAAGUAUCAGAAUGUCACUGGAAUUCCAUCUUCUAUGGAUUGGAGAAGGGAAGGAGCUGUAACGCCUGUCAAGAAUCAAGACCAAUGUGGUUGUUGCUGGGCUUUUUCAGCUGUUGCAGCAGUGGAAGGGAUUACUAAGCUUAGAACCGGAAAACUGGUCUCUCUUUCCGAGCAAGAGUUGGUGGAUUGUGAUGUCAAUAGUGAGGAUAAAGGUUGCCAGGGUGGACUAAUGGACGAUGCCUUCAAGUUCAUCAUCAAAAACCAUGGUCUCACCACAGAAAGGAACUAUCCUUACAAGGGAGCUGAUGGCAAAUGCAACACCAGAAUGGCAGCCAACCAUGCUGUCAAGAUAAAGGGUUAUCAGAACGUUCCGGCAAACAAUGAGAUGGCAUUGUUGAAUGCCGUCGCCCACCAACCUAUCUCUGUAGCCAUUGAUGCUGGAGGCUUUGAGUUCCAAUUUUACUUUGGUGGUGUCUUUAAGGGAUCAUGCGGGAAUCAAUUAAACCAUGGGGUGGCUGCUGUGGGUUAUGGGGUUGCUGAGGAUGGAACCAAGUACUGGCUGGUGAAGAACUCAUGGGGACCAGAAUGGGGUGAGAAAGGCUACAUAAGGAUGCAAAGAGAUGUUAAACAGAAGGGAGGCCUCUGUGGCAUUGCGAUGAUGGCGUCUUAUCCGAUUGCUUAGAGCUAAAGCUUGAUGUUUGAAUCAAUUUUUUAGUUCCCUGUACCGUUCAAGCUAGAGCUUGAUGUUUCCAGUUUACAUCAAUAAACGAAUCUAUUGAAUUGAAAAUUAACUGAAGGAGACUGUAAGUAAUAUCAGAAGACACUCAAAUGGAUAUUUGAACAAACUCAAGUAGUGAAUGAAAUCCAGUAUCUGGGUAUAUCGUUCUUUGAUAUAAAAUACCCAGAAAGAAGGAAGAAACACCCAAUAAAUCCAGCAAUCAGAGAUGUUCCCAUGAUGAAAUUUGGUACUAGAGCACUAAAACAUGCUACAAAGGAGUUUGACAUCAAAACAACCAUCUAGACGACCAAUGUAAAGUAGAGAAACCCAUUGAUUUCCCUUUUUAACCCAACUAGCCAGUAUACUGGGGUGGUGUAAAGAAUGGCAACAGACAACAGGAAUGGAAUGAAAACAAAAGUAUUUGACAGAACGUAAGAAGAAAUUCUGUAAGCUCUUCUUGAUGUUUCCCUCAUUAAUAUUCUUCUCUCUUGCAAGAAAAUUGGCAGACCUUCUGUUGUAGAUGACAACAAGAAGGUGAGGCUGAAGGCAAAAAAUCCUACUUGGGUUUGUAUCUUCAUCCUCUUCGGAUCAUCGGCUGUGUUUAUAAAUAUCGUCUCAAGCACUAUCCCUCCAAGUAAAAAGCUUGAAUCAUCCUUGCAGCAAAGAGCUGGUUCGUUCUGCAAAUGGUCUUGGUGAAUCUCUGGCCCGAUAUCAAAACCUCCUUGAACCAGGGAUUCGAACAAAAUGAUCUGAUCAAUCCAGCAUAUUGUUCUAUAUCACUUUCUUCUACUUUGAUUUCUUGAUCAGCAUGUGUUACCAGAACUUCUGUCAUCAAUGGCGAGGAGCCUGAGCGGCUGAGCCUGUGCCGGUGGAGAGGGUGGGGUGAUAAUGCGAUGGCAUCAAAACGGUUACUGAUGGAAGGAGAAAAGGAGGAAGAACAAGGAGGAGGGGAAAGGGUCACAGAGGAGGUUUUCCAGGGACGACAAGAAGAGCAACAACAUAAUGAAGGGUAGGAAUGUGGUGUUCUUGGGGCGAUUCGCGAAAACACAGAAGAGAGAGCACAGACAACCAGAGAGUAUAUGGUUGGAAAGAACAAACAUGGUUGAAUAUGAACUCGAUGAGAAUAAGUAGUAAAGAAUAAUAAUACCUACUAAGUUUAUUUUAUAGUUUCAUCAAAUACCUAAUGAACAUAUUUUACAGCCAAAGAAAUCAUCUCUCUGUCAGCCAUAUUCCCUGUCAAACCAGCCCAAGAAAUCAUCUUUAGCCAUAUAAGAGACGAGCUUUGAACCAUAUCAGUACCAUUUCAUUUUAAUAUAUUGUGGAAAACAUCAAGAGAAACCGUUAUCUGUGUUGUUCUAUCAGGAAAAAAAACACAUCAGAAAAGAGACAAUGAUAGAUCAACCAGGGAAAGAUAUUCAGAAGAAUCACAGCCAAAAGAUUCCCAAAAUUAGCGAGUAACGAUAAUCAACAGUAUAUGCUAAAAUCCAAAUCCCUAAUAAACAGAGAGACCAUGGGAAUGAAUCAACAGGGGAUCUGAGAAGU
This is a messenger RNA of Tripterygium wilfordii, 2797 nucleotides long. Its product is annotated as senescence-specific cysteine protease SAG39-like. The transcript is spliced from 2 exons. Gene Ontology annotation, molecular function: cysteine-type endopeptidase activity. Gene Ontology annotation, cellular component: lysosome. The record is from RefSeq and is a predicted model, not a curated record. The coding region runs from base 203 to 1219 and encodes 338 amino acids. NCBI's taxonomy places the organism in Eukaryota, Viridiplantae, Streptophyta, Magnoliopsida, Celastrales, Celastraceae.